AUGGGUGACAAUCCAAAACGAAUCUCCUUCAUCAAUACUCCCGAGAAUAUCGGACCGGCAAUCAUCUUCGAGAACUUCCUCGCACAGGAAGUGCACAUCACCGUGGAGCCAGAUGUCAAUGAGCCGGGCAAGGACUGCUGGCAUCAGCCAGCGUACCCGCUAGAUCUCACACCCCUUGAUCCUCCACUGGGCAAGCCUUAUCCCGGGAGCAUCAAGACCAUGAUCUGCAAAGACGGGGCUCGCCCAAAGCACAUCGGUAUCCCCGGAGUCGUCGAAAAGAGAAUCCAAACAAUCAUCUUGCACAACGAGCACCGCCGGUACCUUGACACGGCGGCAUUUCCCAACCUGCGAGCGAUCGUGUGCAGGGAGGACGACGACAUCUACGCGGCCACCCACCUGGACCGCGCGGGAUGCGAUCUCUCUGACCGCUUCACGACCGAAUGCGCCAUCUACCGCCAACAAGCCGAGAUCCACCGCCAGAUCAUGCCGCAGCUCCCCGGGUGGAUGCAGGCCCUCGUCCUCGACCCAGCGAGCAAAGUCGAGCUCUCGAUCCGCAUCACGCUCGACUUCCGCUCCCCGGAGGAGGAGUCGCCCGCAAGCUUCUACUGGGACGGAGAGCAGAUCAGGGAAGUCGAACAGCCUUCCUGGUUCGUGCCCCUGUGCAUCCUGUAUUCCUGGAGGGCGGGGCGGUCGUACUGGACCCUUCAACCGCCCAGGGACGUCGGCUUGGUGUUUCACGCAGCGAGCGGCGGCAAGGGCGAUCAAGAGUGA
Messenger RNA from Fonsecaea pedrosoi CBS 271.37, 771 nucleotides. RefSeq lists its product as uncharacterized. The record is from RefSeq and is a predicted model, not a curated record. Bases 1 to 771 code for a protein of 256 amino acids. NCBI's taxonomy places the organism in Eukaryota, Fungi, Ascomycota, Eurotiomycetes, Chaetothyriales, Herpotrichiellaceae. The transcript has a single exon.